AUGUUAGAUGAACCCAUGGACCCUGGUUAUAUAUGGCCACUGGUCUUGCUGGCCGACCUAUGUGCAUCGAGCCAAGCGAAGCUUAUUGGGCUUAUCCAGCAGACACUCAAGGACGACCUCGAACUUCGUUCUGACGACUACUUUGAGGCUGCUUCCCAAAAGGAUAUCACUGAAGUCAAGGUCCAUCCAUGGUCGCCACCUCGCCGGCUUCUCGAAUCUAUUGCUCGACAAGGACCAUGCCGAGAUAGCCAAAGCAACCUCCAUGCCCUCGCUGUGCUAGCAUACCGAUCCGGUCGACCAAGAAUCAUCGUAGCGGAUGAAGCGACUAAACGUCAACUAUUAGGAAAAUAUCUCCCCGAUGCUGACUUGAGACCAGGCGUCAUUUCAAUAAUCCUCUUAUCUACACGUUGUGAUAUCCAAUCAGGUGGAUUGUCUGUAUUCGCAAGACGUGCUAUUUGCUCCGCCCAAGAGAAUAUGUUCAAUCUCGACGACAUAGAUUACAUAUGGGAUGAUCCUGAUCCUCAACCAAGCGGGUUCAGAUCCGUCCACAAAGCUUGGGGACCUUUGUGGGCUCAUGCGAAAGGGUGGAGGGGAUUGACAAUUCAUGACCCCAAUCAAGAACCAUUCACGUCCAGAGCAGGAGAUAUAUCAGGAAGGGAGUAUUAUGCUAAUGCGGUGGUAACUGCUCUCGGUCGCCAUCUACCCACGGAGCUAGCAGUGCAAGUUUCCAAUAUACACAGCACUCCGAUCAGAAUGCCUGUGUGGAAACGUCGUCCAGGAAAUACGCAUCUAGUCAUCUUCCUCUUGUAUCAAACAACAGCACAAGAGUUCGAGAAGACACAACGAACUUUACAGCAGUCACUUCCGGCAAUGUUUCCCGCCGAGCAGGUGAAGAGAAGAAUGUCACAAGGGGAGUGGAUCUUUGAGACCAAGCCUUGGUAUACCGAGACUCCAGACAUGACCCUGGAGCUGAUCCCAUGGGACCGGCACCGCAUGAAGACCCGACUGGAUCUCAUGGAUUUCUGGGAUGAAUAUCGUCUUUGGGAUGCGGAACUAAGGACAAGACCUGGGAUCAUGCCUCUGAUAUUUCUGCGCAAGCCUUUGUCUGAUCUCGAUGAGCCACAGUUUAACGUUUUGACCAUCAAGUCUAUCUACCCCAGCCCGGUCAUAACGAGACAUAUGGUAUUUGGAGAUAUCUGCACGAACAUGGAAAGACUUGGCUGUGUUCAUGUUUAUGGAGGACCUUUUGAGUAUGGCCUCCGUAAAAAGGGCGCUGGAGAAGAAUUCUGGCACCCGGAACAACCGUUCUUCAUCAACCCGCGCCCGUGGUUACCUGUCAUCACCACAAGUUGGAUUCGAGUUGUCUUCUCCCUCACGAAUCAGUUGACCGAAGCCGGAAAACAGAGUCUGAAGAGGAUUAUGCUAGCAUUUGAUGAGUCGGAUGGAUCUGGAUCUGAGGCUGACUCCCAAAAUGAAGAAACACGGCCCGAAUAUUCACUCAUACAUUGGAAGGGUGACACAGACAUGGUUGAUGGAAAGGUGAAGGACAUCUGGGACAUUGUCCAAGAUCUUCACUUAUAUCCCAGGAUCAACGGCUGGGGCCCACUGUAUUUUGUUUGCGUCGAUCGACAGUUUGGAAUUGAUCAAACGGUCAUUCAGGUCGUAGCAGACAAGUGCAAGUCUGAACCGGGUCAUGAUUUACUUCACCACUUGCCUUUCUCGGGUUUGAGAGGGUUCAGAUAUAGACGUGUCCCGGCUGAUUUGGCAUACCAUGAGAAUAGCAACCAGGAGAUGGAUCAUGGAAAGCAUGGAUGGUCAAUUUACCGAAGAGAAGGUUGGCCGGCACUAGGAACGUUACCAGAUGACCUGCUGGAAGUCGAGGCGGAAUAUGUUGACGGGGAAACCUGCCCUUGA
This is a messenger RNA of Penicillium robsamsonii, 1914 nucleotides long. RefSeq lists its product as uncharacterized. The transcript has a single exon. The record is from RefSeq and is a predicted model, not a curated record. NCBI's taxonomy places the organism in Eukaryota, Fungi, Ascomycota, Eurotiomycetes, Eurotiales, Aspergillaceae. The coding region runs from base 1 to 1914 and encodes 637 amino acids.